Messenger RNA from Dama dama (fallow deer), 994 nucleotides. It is a transcript of the gene ALKBH6, whose product is annotated as alkB homolog 6. The record is from RefSeq and is a predicted model, not a curated record. Lineage: Eukaryota; Metazoa; Chordata; Mammalia; Artiodactyla; Cervidae. The transcript is spliced from 7 exons. The coding region runs from base 50 to 820 and encodes 256 amino acids.
GACAUGGGGGCGGAAGUAGCUGGGAAAGGAAUUGGGAUGUUGAAUUUGGAUGUUGGAGGGGUCACUGGUGGACGGUCUGACCGGGUACCUGGAGUUGCUGUCGAUGGAGGAUCAGGAUGCCAGGGUCCCAGCCCUGGAACCAUUCAGGGUGGAGCAGGCACCACCUGUAAUCUACUACAUCCCUGACUUCAUCUCCAAGGAAGAGGAGGAGUAUUUGCUUCGACAGGUCUUCAAUGCCCCAAAGCCAAAGUGGACCCAGCUCUCUGGGAGGAAGUUACAGAACUGGGGUGGGCUCCCCCAUCCCCGAGGGAUGGUUCCUGAGCGACUGCCACCAUGGCUCCAGCGCUACGUGGACAAAGUGUCUGACCUCAGCCUUUUUGGGGGUCUCCCAGCCAACCACGUCCUUGUAAACCAGUAUCUGCCUGGGGAGGGCAUCAUGCCCCACGAGGACGGGCCACUGUACUACCCGACCGUCAGCACUAUCAGUUUGGGCUCUCACACCGUGCUGGACCUCUACGAGCCUCGGCAGCCAGAAGACGAUGAUCCGACAGAGCAGCCCCGGCCCCCACCGCGGCCGGCCACCUCGCUGCUGCUUGAACCGCGCAGCCUGCUGGUGCUCCGUGGCACCGCCUACACGCGCCUCCUCCACGGCAUCGCGGCAGCCCGCGUAGACGCGCUCGACGCAGACUCCCUGCCUCCCAACGCCGCCGCCUGCCCCUCGGCGCAGCCCGGAGCCCGCCUGGUGCGCGGCACCCGCGUUUCGUUGACCAUCCGCCGCGUCCCCCGCGUGCUGCGCGCUGGCCUCCUGCUCAGCAAGUGACCCCAGGACCCAGGACCCGCUCGGAUUCCUGAGCUCGCUCCCGCUCUGGACUGCUACCGCCCUGUGACCUUGGAUCUCUGGGGCAGAGGCGGCUCCUCUCGGGUUAUUUUCCAGUACCUGCGUGGAAACCGCAGGAAAAGGCCCCAUUCCAAAUAAACCAACAACAAAGUCUUA